Molecule: messenger RNA, 1899 nt
Organism: Aspergillus thermomutatus
Lineage: Eukaryota; Fungi; Ascomycota; Eurotiomycetes; Eurotiales; Aspergillaceae
Gene: atg15
Product: triglyceride lipase ATG15
Exons: 2
Coding region: 1-1899 (632 amino acids)
Biological process (GO): neutral lipid catabolic process; macroautophagy; piecemeal microautophagy of the nucleus
Molecular function (GO): glycerophospholipase activity
Source: RefSeq, a predicted model, not a curated record
AUGAGUAUAUCAGGACUCCUCUUAUCUGUUGCCCUGCUUCCGAGCGUCGUCUCCGCUCACGAUCGUGUAUACUUCGACCCUCCAUCGUCCGGUUCACCCUUCCUUGGCCCCCAGGUCCCUCUAACAGGUCCUCCAGCCCUUACGGGUACCCAUGAGUUUACGCUUCGCCACAUUUAUCACCGAGGUACUCAUGACCAACCCGAUCUUCACAGGAGGCUCGAUAUCAAACCACAUACACGCCUUUGGGCUGUUUCGGACGACGGCCUUGAGAAGGAUCUCGUCACAUUCGAUACUCCUCUCGUUGCUUCAUCAAGCCCUCUUACCAUCCAACGCCUCGCGGACCGCCGGCUUUCGGUCAUUGAAGGAUACCUGGCGGCUGCCAGGUCAAGCGGGGAGGCCGUCACUCUAUCGCCGGCAGAGUGGGUGAUGGAUACAUUGGCUGGUCCAAAUGUCACAGAUAAAGAAAGCGUUCUCACAUUCGCAAAGAUGACGGCGAACGACUAUAUUGAGGAACCUGGCACAGAGGACUGGCACUAUAUACACGGUCGUUUCAACUAUUCGUCAAGCUUUGGUUGGCAAUCGGAUGGAUUGAGAGGCCACAUAUAUGCAGAUAAAACGAACAGCACCAUCGUUGUAUCCUUGAAAGGAACUUCCCCGGCCCUGUUCGAUGGUGCCGGCACAACCACAAAUGACAAAAUCAACGACAAUCUGUUCUUCAGCUGUUGCUGUGGGCAGGGAGGCUCGUACCUCUGGCGACAAGUUUGUGACUGCCAACAAUCAGCAUUCACAGCCAACUUGACUUGUAUCGUUGAGGCCAUGAACGACGAAAACAAAUAUUACAGAGCCGCCAUCGACCUUUACUCGAAUGUGACAGACAUGUAUCCAGACGCGAAUGUGUGGUUGACAGGCCAUUCUCUGGGUGGCGCGAUGUCCAGUCUCCUUGGCCUUACAUUUGGACUACCUGUCGUAACAUUUGAGGCUGUCCCUGAAGCCCUGCCUGCGGCUCGCUUGGGUCUACCAAGUCCGCCCGGUCACGAUCCUAGGCUUCCUCAAUCGCGACAAUACACUGGAGCUUAUCAUUUUGGACACACGGCCGACCCAGUAUAUAUGGGAACGUGCAACGGCGUUGGUUCUAUUUGCACAUGGGGUGGGUAUGCGAUGGAGUCCGCAUGCCAUACGGGCCAAAUGUGCGUUUACGAUACCGUUGAAGAUAAGGGGUGGCGUGUUGCACUUUCAACCCACCGUAUCAGAGCCGUGAUCUCCGACGUCCUCGAGGUAUAUGAGGAUCUCCCUCCUUGCGCAGCUGAGGAGGAGUGUUAUGAUUGCGAGCUGUGGAAGUUCUUCAAAAGCAAUGGGUCUGAAAGCACAACAACUUCGACUACCACCACCACCACCGCUCCUACCACAACCCGGACGUCGACAUGCAAGACACCCGGCUGGUGGGGCUGCUUGGACGAAAGCACAACCACCACGACCACCACUACUACGUCCACGACCACCUCGACGUCAACAUGUAAAACUCCAGGGUGGUUCGGCUGCAAUGAUCCGACCACAACGACAGAUGCAACUCCCGCCCCAUCUGUCACAACCACCAUAGCCACCUCAACUACACACCCAACUUCAUCUACAUCCACAUGCAAGAACCCUGGAUGGUUCGGUUGUCGCGAUCCCACCAGCACGACUGCCUCCACGACAUCGUCAACCCCCACAACAUCCACAUGCGAUGAUCCGGGUUUCUUCUGGGGUUGCUAUGACCAGUCCACCACGGCAAGUCAUCCCAUCACGUCAGGGCCGACCGCACCAUACUCGACCACUUCCCCUACGAACACACACACGUGUACCUCCAGUAUCUUCUUCGGUUUGAUUUGUGUUGGGUCCACCGGCACCGAACUACGCUAG